Molecule: messenger RNA, 1342 nt
Organism: Aspergillus heteromorphus CBS 117.55
Lineage: Eukaryota; Fungi; Ascomycota; Eurotiomycetes; Eurotiales; Aspergillaceae
Product: NADH:flavin oxidoreductase/NADH oxidase
Exons: 2
Coding region: 6-1274 (422 amino acids)
Cellular component (GO): intracellular anatomical structure
Molecular function (GO): NADPH dehydrogenase activity; NADP binding; FMN binding
Source: RefSeq, a predicted model, not a curated record
CCAUCAUGACCGUCUCCAGCCUCGUCAAUCACCCCGCGCCGGGCAUCUCCUACUUCACUCCCGCGCAGGACAUCCCGGCCGGCAGUGCUGCCAACCCACAGACAAGCGGCAAGCCGGUGCCGAAGCUGUUCCACCCGCUGACUAUCCGCGGCGUCACCUUCCAGAACCGCUUGGGUUUGGCCCCCCUCUGCCAAUACAGCGCCCAAGACGGCCACAUGACGCCCUACCACAUCGCACACCUGGGCGGGAUCGCCCAACGCGGCCCGGGCCUGAUGAUCAUCGAAGCGACAGCCGUGCAACCCGAAGGACGAAUCACCCCGCAAGACGUCGGCCUGUGGAAAGACAGCCAAAUCGCGCCCAUGCAAGCCGUGAUCGAAUUCGCGCACAGCCAGAACCAGAAGAUCGGCGUGCAACUCGCGCACGCCGGCCGGAAGGCCAGCACCGUGGCGCCGUGGAUCUCGUUCACGGCGAAAGCGACCGCCGAACUCGACGGCUGGCCCGACCGGGUCCUCGGGCCCAGCGACGUCCCGUUCGCGGCGAGUUUCCCGACCCCGCGGGCCAUGACGGCGGCCGAUAUCGCGCAGUUCAAGGCCGACUGGGCGGAUGCGACGAAGCGGGCCAUUGCGGCCGGGGCGGAUUUCGUGGAGAUCCACGCGGCGCAUGGGUACCUGCUGUCGUCGUUCUUGUCGCCCGCUGCCAAUAACCGGACGGAUCAGUACGGCGGGUCGUUUGAGAAUCGGAUUCGUCUGCCGUUGGAGGUGGCGCAGAUCACCCGGGACGCUGUCGGGCCGGAUGUUCCUGUGUUCCUCCGCGUCUCGGCGUCGGAUUGGCUCGAGGAGACGCUUCCGGACAUGAGCUGGCGCGUGGAGGAUACGGUUCGCUUCGCCGAGGAGUUGGCCAGGCAGGGCGCGGUCGAUCUGAUCGAUAUCAGCAGUGGGGGCGUGCACGCCGCGCAGAAGGUCAAGUCCGGCCCGCUCUUCCAGGCGCCGUUCGCGGUGGCCGUGAAGCAGGCUGUCGGGGAUAGGUUGCUUGUGUCGGCGGUGGGAGCCAUCACGGAUGGGAGACAGGCCAACGAUCUGCUCGAGAAGGAGGGGCUGGAUGUUGCCCUGGUGGGCCGUGGCUUCCAGAAGGAUCCGGCGUUGACGUGGACGUUUGCGCAGCAUUUGGGCGUCGAGAUCUCCAUGGCCAGCCAGAUUCGUUGGGGGUUCACGAGACGUGGGGGGCCGAGCUAUAUCGACCCUGCCGUGUAUAAGCCGUCGAUUUUCGAUGCGUAGAUCGGACGCGAUAGAGGGAUGUACCAGUGAUGAUUCAUAGACUUAAUUGAUCUGAAUGUCGAGUGGAG